GUACGUUGGAUUAGAAUGCACGCCCAGGCCGCCGGGCGGUGCCUACAGAAGCAGGCCAGCUCCGCCCUCGGCGUCCACACGGCGGACAAGGUGCGUUCCGUAGCCGAGCUGCUUUCUACUUCGUACGAUUAUAACCUCCUUGCCAGUCUUAACAUCCAGCCCGCAUUCACUGCCGGGCGUUGGGCCGCAAAGCCGCCAAGGAUGGCUCAUUUAACGAAGAACCCCGCCGACAAGGAGCGGUUCAUCUGUGUCUACCCAGUCUACAUCAACAGUAAGAAGACUCUGGCAGAAGGAAGAAGAAUCCCUGCUGACAAGGCGGUGGAGAACCCUUCUUGCGCCGAGAUCCGAGACGUCCUGACGGCGGCCGGCAUGAACGUCUACAUGGAGAACAAGAUGCAUCCCCGGGAGUGGAACCGGGACGUGCAGUUCAAAGGUCGGAUCAGGGUUCAGCUGAAGCAGGAGGACGGCAGCUUGUGCCUCGACAACUUCGCCACCCGUAAAGACGUGAUGUUCUACGUGGCCGAGAUGAUCCCCAAACUGAAGACGCGCACGCAGAAGAGCGGCGCGGGAGAAAGCAGCGCUCUGCAGGGCGACGGCGGCAAGAAGACCAAGAAGAAGAAGAAAUGAGCCCACUCCUUUUUCCACUUGGUCUCUUGUUUUGAAACUCUGAAAGGCGUGCGACGGCACACCCGUCACAUCCUGCCCGAGGAAGGAAGUCUUUUUAUUUUAUUAAUUCAGAAGAUGUCUUUAGUUUUUAAAUGAAUGGAUUAAACAAUCUUUCAUUUCAUUUAUUCAGGUUUAAAAGCGUCAGUACAUACUAAUAAACAUAAAAUAUCAUGCAGUA
Molecule: messenger RNA, 844 nt
Organism: Nerophis lumbriciformis (worm pipefish)
Lineage: Eukaryota; Metazoa; Chordata; Actinopteri; Syngnathiformes; Syngnathidae
Gene: srp19
Product: signal recognition particle 19
Biological process (GO): SRP-dependent cotranslational protein targeting to membrane, signal sequence recognition; SRP-dependent cotranslational protein targeting to membrane
Cellular component (GO): signal recognition particle, endoplasmic reticulum targeting
Molecular function (GO): 7S RNA binding
Source: RefSeq, a predicted model, not a curated record